AUGGAAACUCUAUACUUGUAUCUUCCUCUUCUGAUCAUAGCCCUUCACAUCUUAACCAACCGAAUUCUUCACAAACUUCAAAACCUUCCUCCGACCCCUUUUCCAUCACUACCAUUCAUAGGACACCUCUACUUGAUCAAAAAGCCAAUCUACAAAUCUCUAUCCAAUCUCGCAAAACAAUACGGCCCUGUAAUUUCUCUCAAUCUAGGUUGUGUUCCUGCUGUUGUUGUUUCCUCUCCAUCUGCAGUUGAAGAAUGCUUGGUGAAAAACGACAUCAUUUUCGCGAACCGCCCGAAAACUCUAAACGCAAAGUACGCUGGUUACAACUACACCAGCCUCAUUUGGACUUCCUACGGUGAACAUUGGAGAAACAUUCGUAGAAUUUCAUCCCUAGAACUGUUGUCUUCCAACAGGAUACAGUUAUUGUCCGAUAUUCGGGUUGACGAGGUCCGAUCCUUGAUCCGGAAACUCUCCAGAACUGCUUCAUCUACUCAAUCAUCAGCUCAUGAUAUGAAGUCAUCUUGUUUUGACGUCAGUUUCAAUGUCAUAACGAGGAUGAUUGCGGGGAAAAGGUAUUAUGGAGGAGAUAUGAAUGCUGAGGAAUCUGGUGAAGCAAAAGCCUUUCAUGAGAUAAUCUCCCAAGCAGCAAAGCUAAACCCGAAGGUAAUGGUUCUUGAUUUCUUGCCCUUUAUGCGGUGGUUUGGAUUGAAUGGUGUGGAGAAGGAGAUGAAAAACAUACAGGAGAGAAGAGACAAGUUUAUGCAGAGUCUUAUCGAUGAGAUUCGUUCCAACUUUACUGAAAGUUCAGGCAAGAAGAAGACCAUGAUGGGCACUUUACUGACUUUGCAACAACAAGAACCCGACUACUAUUCAGAUGAAACCAUAAAAAGCCUCAUGCUGGCACUGCUUCAAGCAGGAUCAGAUACAACAGCAACAACAAUGGAAUGGGGAAUGGCACAUUUGAUAGACAAUCCAGAUGUUCUAAAGAAGGCCCAAUCCGAAAUCGACAGUAUCGUCGCGGGACAAGAGCGUUUGAUUUUGGAGUCUGAUCUUGCUUCACUUCCUCACAUCCGAUGCAUCAUCAACGAAACUCUGCGAUUGCAUCCACCAGCGCCAUUGUUAUUGCCUCAUGAAGCAUCCCAAGAUUGCAUGGUUGGAGGUUUCAAAAUCCGGGAUGGAACUUUACUUUUCGUAAACAUAUGGGAUAUUCAACGUAAUCCCAAGUAUUGGGAUGAUCCGGAGAAAUUCAUUCCUGAAAGAUUUGAAGGUUCAGAAAUUAUUGGUGGUGGUGGAAAAGAAGGGUUGAAGUUCUUGCCAUUUGGUUUAGGGAGGAGGGGAUGUCCUGGGAAUAAUUUGGCUAUACAUAUUUUGGGUUUUGCAUUGGGCUCGCUGAUCCAGUGCUUCAAUUGGGAAAUGGAGGAUGGAAAAGCUAUGGACCUAACUGAAGGUUUAGGAAUUCCUAUUUCCAAGGCUCAGCCUUUGGUAGCUAAGUGUUUGCCACGUCCUAAUAUGCAAAAACUUCUCUCUUCACUUUGA
This is a messenger RNA of Oldenlandia corymbosa var. corymbosa, 1536 nucleotides long. The record is from the annotation of a GenBank genome assembly. NCBI's taxonomy places the organism in Eukaryota, Viridiplantae, Streptophyta, Magnoliopsida, Gentianales, Rubiaceae.